Pyrgilauda ruficollis (rufous-necked snowfinch) is the source of this 2263-nucleotide messenger RNA. Its product is annotated as putative protein TPRXL. NCBI's taxonomy places the organism in Eukaryota, Metazoa, Chordata, Aves, Passeriformes, Passeridae. The record is from RefSeq and is a predicted model, not a curated record. The transcript is spliced from 3 exons. The coding region runs from base 1 to 957 and encodes 318 amino acids.
AUGAGAGGCCUGAAGGGUCAGCAGCAGAGAGAACAGCAGAGCUUUACCAGCACAGCCCAGAAUGGCUUACCCAGGCACAGAAAGGAGGUAAAUCCACAGCUACCCAAGUGUCAUCUCUUCAACCUACCUGGACCUACUUGGUCUCACUUUUUGGCCUCCCUGGACCCCUCCAGUGCCAAGACUUUAGCCUCCUUGGAACUCUUUAAAAUCCCCUUUUCAGAUUCAUUGGAUUUAUCCAGUCUGAGCUCUUCAUCCUCUGUGGAAUUCUCCAGUCUCACUUCUUCAUCCUCUCUGGACCUUUCAAGUCUCACAUCUUCAUUCUCCUCAGACUUCUCCAGUACCUCCUCUUCAAUUUCCUUGGAGCUCUCCAGCCUCACCUCUUCAGAUUCCUGGGAGCGCUCCAGUUUCUCCUCUUCAGUUUCACUGGACCUAUCAAGUCUCACUUCAUCAGGCUCUGUGGAUCAGUCUGGUGACAGUUCUUCAAUCUCUUUAGACCUCUCAAGUGUCACCUCUCUAUCCACAGAUUUCUCCAGCCCUACUUCUUCACUCUCUCUAGACCUCUCCAGUCUCACUUCUCCGUCCUCCACAGAUGUUUCCAGUCACACCUCCUCAGCUUCCCUGGACUUUUCCUGUACAAUCCCUCCAUCCUCACCAGGUGUCUCUGAGAACAGCUCCUCCACCUCGUCGGAAUCUCUAGACCUCACCGAUUUUAACUAUUUCGUGUUUCAGCGCUCCUCUGGAUUAUCUCCAUCAACUCCCGAGGAUGUUUCCAACCUCAUCUCUACACCUUUUCUGGAUGUCUCCAGUCUCACCUUUCAGGAUGCUUCUUCCCUCAGUCCCUCAGUUUCUUUGGACAUGUCUAACCUCACGUCCUUAGCUCCCCCAGACCUGUCCACGCUCACGUUUCUGGACGUUGCUAAUCGCACUGCAGCGGCUUCCCUCGACCUCUGCAUCUAACCCUGCUAACCCAUCCCCUCCCUCUGCAGCCUCCUCAGCUUCUCUCCUUUCUUCUCUCCCUGAAAAUUCCUACCUGAGGAAAUUUUAGGGCUUUACAAAAUAUCUCCUGGCAUCUAAACUGGGCAUGAAAACAAGUCAUACAAAUCUGUAACGGUGCCUUGGAACAGCUGCACAAACAUCAGUGUUCGUUCUGGAGUUUUGGUAGAGCACGGUUUCUGUCACUGAGUGAUAUCCAGUCAUGGUUGGUACCUCUCCCAAAGGUUUAGCGUUUUCAGUUCAUGCUGAAUUUUUAUCUAUCAAGACCAACAAAUAGUAAAGAGAGCUAAAUGUGUAAGUAAUUGCAUCCAGGUUGUGUAUCUCCAUUAUGGAUUUAUAUCCGAGUUAAUUUCACAGAAUUGCAGGCAGAGGCAUUUCACAGGGAAGUACAGAGAGAGAAAAUGUGGUGGAAAAGAAAAUUGUGGAGCAAAAACCAGGUGAGAAAUAGGUUAGGGAGAGGAAGCAGAGAAGCUGUGGGGCAGGAAUAGAGGGGCAUCUAGCUGGAAAAAAAAAUCCAACCCCGCUGGCAUGAUUUUUCUCUGCCAAGCCAUCCAUGGGGCCUGGGCUGCCCAUGAGGCUUAAAAUAAUCUUAUUGCUAAUUAUUUUACCUUUCAAAUCAUCAGAUGUUCCCACUAAAGAAGCAUUUGCAUGUUACAUCCUCUUUUUCAAUUUAUGUAAGUACUGCAGUUACUUGUCUUGCAUCAAAUAUGCUGCUCAGGUAGCACAGAGGGGCUUCCCAAAAUCUUUGGUGCUGUCUUGUAUAUUUUUGUUAUCAUUGUUAUGACUGGGGCUUGGAAACCAAAUAUAUUUCCUUUCAAUAUCACUGGCACCUUUCUGUGUUAAAAGUGCACAAACAUGUUUGUCAUAACAAAUAUUUUUUCAUUUAUUUCAUUUCUGCAAAUUGGAAAGCUUUGCUCCAAUAUGCCACAUCUGUCACAAAAUUAAAAUAUGUUUCACACAAAAAUAAAGAAGGAAACAAAUGUAUGAAUUAAGAAUUGUUUUCUGCCUCGUCUACACUAGUUAUUUCCUUAAAAUUAAGUAGGACCAAUUGCAAUAUGUGUAUUUAAGAAAUUAACCCAAAAUUCUAUAGGAGCAGAGUUGGUUAACAGUUAAAAAAAAUGACAGAUCGCUGGUCCAGAUCUGACUGCUGUAUGCUGGAGACAGACUGACAUAUCUGGUGAUCAAUUGUUCUUUUUGCUCUGGGGGCUCUCCCCUGACAUUACUGUGUGGGCUGUUAAUUGCAAAGGUGCUGGACUAAAUGAGAUCUCUA